This is a messenger RNA of Closterium sp. NIES-65, 861 nucleotides long. NCBI's taxonomy places the organism in Eukaryota, Viridiplantae, Streptophyta, Zygnematophyceae, Desmidiales, Closteriaceae. The record is from the annotation of a GenBank genome assembly.
AUGAUGUUUUUCACGUGGUAUGGCCUCGUGUUCAUCACCGUCCUCUUCGUCCUCCUCUCCCCGGGGAUGCUGCUGCAGAUCCCAGGGGACAACCAGCCAGUGGAGUUUCAGAAUUGGCGCACCUCUCUGCCAUCAGUGGUGGUGCACGCCGUAGUCUUCCUCGCCCUCAUCCUGCUCUCCAAUUGGCUCUUCCCUUCCUUUCUACACGGCCUUCCCCAACACGACCUCCCCCCACUCAAUCCGUUUCCCACUCCGCCUUCCCCCUCUCCCCCCCUCUUCACCUGCCUCCCCACCAACGCUCACACUCAGCUUAGGCAGCACUUCGACGAGCUGGUGACUAGGGGGGAGGAGGAGGUGGAAGAGGAGGAGGUGGAGGAGGAGGAGGAGGAGGAGGAGGAGGAGGAGGAGGAGGAGGAGGAGGAGGAGGAGGAGGAGGAGGAGGAGGAGGAGGAGGAGGAGGAGGAGGAGGAGGAGGAGGAGGAGGAGGAGGAUGAGGAGGAGGAGGAGGAGGAGGAGGAGGAGGAGGAGGAGGAGGAGGAGGAGGAGGAGGAGGAGGAGGAGGAGGAGGAGGAGGAGGAGGAGGAAGCAUUUUCCCGAGAUGUCUCAACGUUCGAUUCAACUCCACUACCAGUAGCUACACAAGAAACUUCUCUAGCUUCUCUACCCUCCUCCAUUGUCCAUUGCCCCUCCACCGCCCUUCGCCUUGAGGAGGGUUCUCGAGCCUCCUCCUCAGUUGUUGCGGGCCCAGCACCAGCACCAUCGGCUCUAGCCGCUUCCUCCCCUCCCACUCCUUCUCUGCCUCUGUCCCCUUCCAUACAAUCACACCCCCUUCCUUCCCUCAUCCCCUGUUCCUCUGGCUGA